This is a messenger RNA of Exophiala dermatitidis NIH/UT8656, 501 nucleotides long. RefSeq lists its product as uncharacterized. Lineage: Eukaryota; Fungi; Ascomycota; Eurotiomycetes; Chaetothyriales; Herpotrichiellaceae. The coding region runs from base 1 to 501 and encodes 166 amino acids. The transcript has a single exon. The record is from RefSeq and is a predicted model, not a curated record.
AUGCGACAAAACAAACAACUAGAGCAAAGUGCGGGCGACGGAGCUUCCCGCGCAAACAAGGCAGAAAGCAAAUAUGAGCUUUUGAAAACGCAGUUUGCCCAUCUAGAGACUGCUCACAGAGAAUUGAAGGAGAAGGUGCUCGCUCUGGUGUCGUUGAAGGAGAAAUCUGAGGCUCUCGAGGAUGAAAAGGUGGUGACUGGGGAGCUUAUCGAGAGACUGAGGACGGUCCAUUUCAACAAAGAGCACCAUCAGGUGUCUGCCCAACAGGCUCUGGGCCUCAUCAACAAAGUCCAGCUUGACAAGGCGGACACACUUUCUGAAAUCAUCCAGGAAAUUUCGAAACGGCUGGGAGAAGACAUCAAUUUUCAUAUGUUGCCGUUGGGUGACCAGGCUUCCAUUAUCCCAAGAGCUUCCAAGCGACCCCGACCUGAAGAAACAGCAGAUGAGCCAGCCCGGAAGCAAGUAGCAAGAUCACGAAUCGGUAACAGCGAGAGUGCCUAA